Macadamia integrifolia is the source of this 777-nucleotide messenger RNA. Its product is annotated as UDP-glycosyltransferase 92A1-like. The coding region runs from base 1 to 777 and encodes 258 amino acids. NCBI's taxonomy places the organism in Eukaryota, Viridiplantae, Streptophyta, Magnoliopsida, Proteales, Proteaceae. The transcript has a single exon. The record is from RefSeq and is a predicted model, not a curated record.
AUGGGUAGGGAGUGCAUUACAUGCCAUUUUGUUAUGAAUCUGGAGCCCCAAGCUUAUUGUAUGCCAUUUGUUAUAAAACUGGAGCCUCCUCUUUCUUGCCCGAAUUCCGUCGUAGCAAGUCCUUUUUCCGUCAAAAAAGGUGAGGGCUUCUUUGGUGUGUUUGAGCCUCAGCGCAAGUCUUGUGACGUUCGGGAUCGGAGCACUCUCUGGUCCCUCUUCAACCUAGACGACAAAAGGAAUGCUGACAACAAUCACAACAAUAAGAAGGAAGCCUUGGCAUGGGGAGAGGUUGAGGUCAAGACCUGGAACGUUAAUAACAUUAAUGACGCAAAUGGUACCAAUCCAUGGUUUGUAUUCAUCCAGGGUCAACUUCGAUUGUGGUUUUCCUCUGAUGGGCUCUUAUUCAAUGCAGUGGAGGGCUUAAAUAAGACUGGUUUAAGCUAUAUCAGGAGGAAGAAAACCGGAAUCCCUGUUUUGGCAAUCGGCCCAACUUGUUCAUUGUUAAUAGAGAAACUAGGAAACGAUUGCAAUCGUUGCAUCGAUUGGCUGAAUUCCUGUCCCCAAGACUCUGUUUUGUAUAUUUCUUUUGGGUCUCAGAACACAAUCUCUUCUACCCAAAUGAUGGAAUUGGUAAAAGCAUUGGAAGCGAGUAGCAAGAAUUUCAUCUGGGUUGUGAGGCCUCCAGUAGAAUUUGACAUAAAUUCAGAGUUCUAUUAUUGUCUAAGGGCUUCUGUAACCUUUAAAAGAUGUUUGCCACCACCUAACAGGAUCAACUAA